Messenger RNA from Hippoglossus stenolepis (Pacific halibut), 2641 nucleotides. RefSeq names its product finTRIM family, member 82 (gene ftr82). Bases 131 to 1861 code for a protein of 576 amino acids. The record is from RefSeq and is a predicted model, not a curated record. The transcript has 7 exons. Lineage: Eukaryota; Metazoa; Chordata; Actinopteri; Pleuronectiformes; Pleuronectidae. Gene Ontology annotation, molecular function: zinc ion binding; protein binding.
CCUGUCCCUGGCAGGCUGUACCAAACUCUUGAGGGCGGGCUCCCAGGCACAGUCGACGAAACGUCUAUCUGCUUCUAGCUUUCUCUCUGUCUGUCUCCACAGGUCUCACUGUGUUUGGAGUCCCAUCACAAUGGCUGAUCCGACGUCUCCAGAUUACUUCAGCUGCACCCUGUGUCUGAACCUCCUGAAGGACCCCGUGGCUAUCCCAUGUGGCCACAGUUUCUGCAUGGACUGCAUCAGUGGCUACUGGAAUGAGGCUGACUACACAGGGAUUUACAUUUGUCCCCAGUGUAAGAUCACAUUCACGCAGAGGCCUGUGCUCCGCCCCAACGCCACUCUGAGCAUGGUGGCAGAGAAGAUCAAAAAGAGCGGCCUGAACCUCAACCUCAACAUGUCCCAGGGGAAUAUCUACGCCGGGCCGAACGACGUCCCCUGCGACUUCUGCACUGGGAAGAAGUUAAAGGCUGUGAAGUCCUGUCUGAACUGUCUGGCGUCCUACUGCGAGAAGCACCUGAAGCCUCACUAUGAAUCAGCCACGUUCAAAAGGCACAAGCUGGUGGAGGUGCUGGGGAACUUGGACAGGAAGAUCUGCCCGCAGCACCAGAAGUCCCUGGAGCUCUUCUGUCGAACAGACCAGAUGUGUAUCUGUGCUAUCUGCACAGUCAGUGAGCACAAGGGCCAUGACAUUGUCUCUGCUGAGGCAGAGAGAGGGGAGAAACAGAAACUAUUGGGCAUCUCCCAAGCAGAGAUUAGACAAAAAGGCCAGGAGAGGGAGAAGGAGCUGGAGGAACUGAAGACUGCAGUGGAUUCACUGAAGAACUCAGCCCAGAGAGCCAUGGUGGAGAGCCAGAAGAUGUUUGAGGACAUGAUCCGCUCCAUUGAGAGGAUGAGGUCGGAGGUGACCAAGCUGAUUGGCAUCAACGAGAAGGCCGCUUUCAACCAGGCCGAGGCUUUGAUCGAGCGACUGGAACUAGAGAUUGAUGAGCUGAAGAAAAAGGAGUCGGGGCUCAAGCAGCUGUACAGCACGGAGGACCACAUCCACUUCCUGCAGAACUUCAACUACCUCUGCACUCCAACCGAUGAUGGCUUCAUUCCCAAAGUGACAGUAAACCCUGACUUUUCCUUUGGGGCUGUCAGGAAAGCUGUGUCUGAGAUCAAGGAUCGCCUCGAGGAGUUUGGCAGAGAGGAGCUGCUUAAGAUCUCCAAGUCAGUGAGUGAGGUGCCGGUGUACACUACAGAAAGUCGGACAUUGGACAGAAAGAGCAGAGCUGCAGGCAAAGAAAUGGCGGUGAACAACCUUCUUCCUGCAGAGCCCAAGAGCAGAGCAGACUUUGUGAAAUACUUCUGCCAGCUGAAAUUAGACUCGAGCACAGCUUACAAGGAGCUGUUCAUCUCUGAAAACAGCAGAAAAGUCAUCCGCACCAGGGACCUGCAGCCCUAUGAAGACAUCCCGGAGCGGUUUGACAGCUUUGCCCAGGUGCUGUGCCGGGAGGCCCUGUCUGGUGGACGCUACUACUGGGAGAUCGAGUGGAGCGGGGAGUUCUCCAUCGGAGUGGCCUACAGGAGCAUCAGUCGAAAGGGCAAAGGCUCGUUGUGCCUGCUGGGCUACAACGACAAAUCCUGGAGUCUCCUCUGCUCCGACUCGGGCUACUCUGCCUGGCACAACCGGGUGGAUAAGUCCAUCAACGCCCCCCACUCCCCCAGGAUAGGCAUGUACCUGGACCACACUGCGGGUGUGCUGGCAUUUUACAGCAUAAGCAACACCAUGACCCUCCUGCACAGGUUUGAGACCACAUUUGUUGAGCCCCUCUAUCCAGGCUUUGGAGUCGGGACCUCAGUCAAGAUCUGCAACAUCAAGUGAUCGUCAACAUUUGAAAAUAUUUUCCGUUUCUUACACUACACAGCAAAGCUUUUGGAAUAUAUAUUAUUUUGCAAAGUAUUAAAGUUGUACCAAACCUAUUUUUUAGAGAAACAUCCUUCCAAAUGUGUAUAUAUUUUUUAACCCCACAUAUUACCUUUUGCAUUCGGCUGUCAAAUCACUGUUUCAUGUUAGUUUUCUAAGACCUUACUCAAGUACUACCUAAUAAGUACAAUAUAAUAUAAAGAAAAGUGUUACUCCAUUUAGCAUCCGAUAAAAACUGUUAAUGUUACAAGAUAUCAGUAAACAGUAUAUGUCCACAGAUAAUAUAUCAUACAUUAUUAGUUUUAGAUUUUAGAUUUACAAUUAUAACAUAAGGUAUGGCAUAUUGCAAAUAAGGAUGUAAUUAUAACUCAUCAUGACUCUACCCUUGAGAUCACCUGAGGAACAUUUUCCUAUGUGUCAUUACUCUGUUGCCCAACGUUAUUGCAGAAUACAUUAAAACACAUUGCAGCUUGUAUAAUGUUCACGUUGCUGCAUUCACAGGUAUUAUGUUUUCAGUACAUUCUGAAUAUUUCAGUGUCAUUUCAUUGUAUUUUGAUGUUAUCUGUCCAUCAGUUGCUGAGUCCCUACAGCUGUUUUUCACUUGAACUAACCCAUAUUUAAAUGUGCAUAUGUUUACUUAUAUAAUGGCCAACCGGAGUAUAACUGUUAUCCAGAAAAGACUUGUUUUGUAACAAAAUGAUUCAUUUAUAGUUCGAAAUAAAGAGCUAAGUGAACGAA